Messenger RNA from Mauremys mutica (yellowpond turtle), 991 nucleotides. RefSeq names its product homeobox protein NANOG-like. The record is from RefSeq and is a predicted model, not a curated record. The transcript is spliced from 4 exons. Gene Ontology annotation, molecular function: RNA polymerase II cis-regulatory region sequence-specific DNA binding; DNA-binding transcription factor activity, RNA polymerase II-specific. Bases 1 to 906 code for a protein of 301 amino acids. Lineage: Eukaryota; Metazoa; Chordata; Testudines; Geoemydidae. Gene Ontology annotation, biological process: regulation of transcription by RNA polymerase II.
AUGAGUGCUCACUUGGCUGGGCCCCCUUACCAGCCUUACCCAAGUGGGACUGGCAUGGGCUACGGGGAGUUUUACUGGAACUCAGCAGGGGGUACAGAACAUGCUCUGUCAUGCCCAGGAAGGGGAGCAGAAGCAGCUGGUGAUGCUCAGUUUCCGGUGGAGGAAAGCCAGAACUCAGAUCUCUCCCCUGCUUCCUCCAGCUCUGGGAAUUUCAGCCACUUCACACCAGAUUCGGCCACCAGCCCCCAAACAGAAUCCUCGUCCCCCCAGCCUGCGUCCAAGCCUCAGAAGAAUGGGAAGGAAAGUGAGGGAGGGAUGAAGAAGGCCAAGAUCCGGACAGCCUUCUCCAAGGAGCAGCUGCAAACCCUGCACCAGCGGUUCCAGAGCCAGAAAUACCUUAGCCCCCAGCAGAUCCGGGAGCUGGCUGCAGUUCUGGGGCUCACUUACAAGCAGGUGAAGACCUGGUUCCAGAACAGAAGGAUGAAGUUGAAGAGAUGCCAGAAGUACAACCUGUGGUCGGAGCGGGCUCAGUGCCUCACACAGACUGGGUUCCAGCCCAGCGGGUACCUGGAAGUGCACCCCAAAUUCCACCAGAGCUAUCCGAUCAGCGCAGCUGGAAACAUCCAAGCUGUGGGCAACCCCCGUCAGAACUACUCAGCAGGGCAGACCCCAUACGCAUUCAUAGCCAAUGAGGAGGGGGGGGUCUUCGGCAAAGGUGGGGCCACCUGUAGCGUCCAACAGACAGUGGGAUUCAUUGCCCAGCACAAAGUAGACUUUUAUCAUGGCUUUCCUGGGACCAUGGAAUACACUGGCGCAAAGACAGGAGAUGGCUAUAGCUUCCACCAUGCCUCAGCCACUGUGGCACCUUUUCCGGGCACUGCUGGCCACCAUCUGUACCACCCCUAAGCAGGGUUAAUGCAGAGGGCCCAAAGCAAUCGUUACUGAAUGUCUUCCUUUCCCUGCAUCUCUCACGCUGUCUCCUACUUGGGGU